GUGAUCAUGACGAAUCAUAUGACUGCAACCAGAUAAUGGUUGAAUUAGCGUGUGAAUCUCUCAUGCCAUGUGACCAUAACGACUCAUGUGAAUGCAACCUGGCAAUUGUUAGAUGGAUAAAUACCAGUGCAUGUGGACUACUGCUUCAUUUCCCUCAAGAAUUUUGUGGUGAAAGAAGCUCCUCUCCAAGGAACGAAGAUGCAGAGAUUCAGCACUCAACAGGCAUUGGAAAUGAUCCUGGAUGGAGCUGACCCUGGCGAAUCGGAUGGAGAAGACAUCAAUCUCCAGGUGGAUUCAGACUCCGAGCUGUCUCAGUCUUCAGAUGAGGAGAGUGCUCCCCAACCAACAAAGAGAGCUCGGCUAGCGACUGAUGUGGCAGAGACUGCAAAAGAUGGCACAGUAUGGCAUGAAGAACAGGUGGGAACGGGUCCACAUUUCACCCCACCAACGCCAUACAGCACAGAUGGAGAGCCAACCGCUAAGGCCAGGAGGUCAAUCACAAGUCGCCUUCAGAGCUUCCUUUGUUUCAUCACUCUGGACAUGCUUGGCAUCAUACGAGACUGUACAAUUCAACAUGCGAAGCAAACUGAGCAUGUGGAUUGGUUCAUGGGCAUACCUGAACUAAUGGCAUUUAUUUCCAUCACCAUCAUGAGGGGAAUCAUCAAGGUGCCAUCACUGCAUGACUGCUGGUCGAAAAACCUGGGAAACCCACACAUCAUCGAAACCAUGUCCCGAGGGCGUUUCAAAAACAUCAUGCAUCACCUGCGCUUUGAUGACAGAGACACCCGCAGCGAGCGAGUACAGACUGAUAGGUUUGCUGCAAUUUCAAACAUAUGGGGAUUGUUUGUCACCAACUGCAUCACAUCCUACAUCCCUGGUCAACACAUCACCAUUGACGAACAACUUUUCCCGUGCAAGACUCGCUGCUGUUUCCUACAGUACAUUGCAACUAAACCAGACAAGUUUGGUAUCAAGUUUUGGGUGGCGUGUGACUUGAAAACCAAAUACGUCUGCAACAUCCUCCCAUAUCUUGGCAAGGACCCCACUCGGCCUCGUGGGGAGAGAGUGUCUGAGAGUGUAGUCAUGAGGCUGAUGGAACCAUUCUUGGACAAGGGCAGAAAUGUUACCACAGACAAUUUCUUUACAUCACUGUCACUUGCAAAACGACUACUUAGCCGGAAUUCAACCAUCCUCGGCACAGUCAACAGGAUUCGCCAAGAGAUAGCCUAUGCCCCUUUUGGGUCUGAAAGUUUUUGUAUUGAUUAUAUUCUGCUGUUUUCAUUUUAUACCAUGUCAUGA
Neoarius graeffei (lesser salmon catfish) is the source of this 1299-nucleotide messenger RNA. RefSeq lists its product as uncharacterized. The record is from RefSeq and is a predicted model, not a curated record. Bases 199 to 1299 code for a protein of 366 amino acids. The transcript is spliced from 2 exons. Lineage: Eukaryota; Metazoa; Chordata; Actinopteri; Siluriformes; Ariidae.